This is a messenger RNA of Pogonomyrmex barbatus (red harvester ant), 5667 nucleotides long. RefSeq names its product phosphodiesterase dunce (gene dnc). Gene Ontology annotation, biological process: signal transduction. NCBI's taxonomy places the organism in Eukaryota, Metazoa, Arthropoda, Insecta, Hymenoptera, Formicidae. Gene Ontology annotation, molecular function: 3',5'-cyclic-nucleotide phosphodiesterase activity. The record is from RefSeq and is a predicted model, not a curated record.
AGCACACGCGACCUCGCGCGGUUCACGCGAACCUGUGUGCUCGUUGUCUCCUCGCGAGCCACCCUUCUGCCUGCGUCUUGCCGCUUCAUUCCCCGUCUCCUCCCCCUUCCCCCCCCCUCCGUCCUUACCUCCAGCGGGAAUCUGAGUGACGCGCGAACGGACCGCGUCCGCGUCUACUGACGACGACCGACCAAUGUGCGUGAUCGAUGAUGACGUCCGGUUGGAAAGCCUCGUGGGUCCGGUCGAGUUACGCCGGCCGAGGACAAGUUGUUAACUAACUUCUGGAUUAGCAGUUCUCUCCGUAGAUUGUGGUUCCGCGCGGCGCGGCGCGGCGCGGCGAGGGGGGAGGGAAACCUGGUUAUCCUUGGAAUAUGGCUAACUAGCGUUUUACCGCUACGAUUGCUGGGUCGUAACAUCCCCCCGAGUGAGUUCUCGCAGCGUGUACGCGAGGCGGAUACAAAAGGGGCGUCGAGAGGGGAGAGAGAGGAGCGGUCCAGCGACCAGCAUUCGACGCUUGUCGGCUAUUAAACGGCAAGAUCAUGUAGGUGGGAAACGCGAUGCAGUUGAAAAAAAAGAAAUGCCGAGAACGAUGCAUUCCAAUCUGACGACAAAGAGAUCCACGUGGAAUCGUGAAUACAUUCUGCUGGAAAAUUUGACAAUUUGACUGCUCCGUUUUACAACAAUAUAGACAAUCGAGUUUAUUUCUACCGGAUUAAUCAUCUACACAAAUAAUCUUCUGACAACCUUACUCGGACGACGUUGGAUUAUCGCGGAAAAAGUUUUGGCCUCUUAAUUUCCCUCUUAAUUUACUGCGGUAACAUCCGUCAGUGUUUCCCGGAAUAAUUUACCGAGAAAAUGGACGAGGAUGAAACCGAGGAACUGCGUGAGGCGGUUUCGCUGGUGAAUCGAUUCUCUACGAAAGUUACUACAUCGAAAGUUACCUCCAAGUUCAGUCAGCAUAUUCUGCGGGCGCAGGAGUCGGCGGAGGAUUCCGACACGAUGGAAUGCGUGUCCGAGAACGAAGUGGAGAACCUGCCGAAGGACGAGGACGCGCCGAGCAAGACGCGCAGGAAGGUAUACGAGAGAUAUCCAUACUCCUUGGACAUUCCGGACGACGCCGAACGUCGAAAAACGACGGUGUCCUCCCUUCGUGUGAGCGACAGCUCGCGACUGGGUCUCUUCAUGGUUACAAAUCGCAGCUCGCAGUCCAGCUCCAGCCAGGAGGAGUACGAGCCCGAGGUGAAGAGCAUUUCGAGACUGCAGAUGCAGCAGCAACGCCAGCAGCAGCAGCAGCAGCAGCAGCAGCAGCAGCAGCAACAACAACAACAACAACACCUGUUGACGACCGGCGGCGUCAGCAGCCAAGUGACCGCCAGAUCGAUGGAGAGCCUGCGAUCGUCGAGGAACUUCCUCAGCGCCGACGAUCGUUACAGCGAGGACUGCAAGUCGAUGGAGUCGCUGUCCUCGUCCUCGGAGACGCACUUGGGCUCCUCCAGAAGUCAUUACAGGAGCUUCCUGACGUCGUCGGCGAGGGACGUGCGCAGGAUCGUGACGGUCGAGUCGAAGAGCAGCGAGAAUCUACACCGGGAGGAGAGCCUGAAUGCCGAGGUCAGGCGCGGUUUAUUCGCUAAUACCGGCCUGGAGAGGAAGAUACCGCAGCACCUGAGCCUGCCGCCGCCGACCAGCGUAUUCUCUUUGACCAGUCCUGGUGGUAGCGAUCGCAGGAUCACGAUCCUGAGCCCGCACUCGCCCCUGCAGACGUCGGAGUUCCAAUUCUCCGCGCAGACGCUCAAGAACAGACGUAAGAAGGCCAUCGUAUUGCCGAGGUUGGUGUUGCCCCGAAGCGAAUCCGAGGUCUUUCUAGACUUCGAUGUGGAAAAUGGCGCCUCGACGUUGGACGGCGGCGCCGGCGGUGGCGGCGGCGCCUCACCGAGCGCGGGCCUCGUUUUACAGACGUUGCCCCAGAGAAGGGAGAGCUUCCUGUACCGAAGUGACAGCGACUUCGAGAUGUCGCCGAAGUCGAUGUCUCGAAACAGCUCCAUCGCGAGCGAGAGGUUCAAAGAGACAGAGCUUCCUGUCGAGCGAGCGAUAUUUACCGAUCAGUACAGCCAUGGCGAGGACCUCAUCGUUACACCCUUCGCACAGAUUCUUGCUUCUCUGCGCUCGGUCAGGAAUAAUUUCUUGUCGCUCACGAAUGUACCGACGAACAAAUCACGAAGGAGUAGUGGCCAACAGGGCAGUAGUACGCCACAGCCACGGAUUUUGGCGCCAGGAGAGGAGCCCUUCAUGAAGUUGGCUGUAGAAACGAUAGAGGAGUUAGACUGGUGCUUAGACCAGUUGGAGACUAUUCAGACGCAUCGAUCCGUGUCGGACAUGGCAUCCCUGAAGUUCAAGAGAAUGUUAAACAAGGAGCUGUCGCAUUUCUCGGAAUCGUCCAAGUCUGGGAAUCAGAUCUCGGAAUAUAUCUGCAGCACUUUCCUCGACAAGCAGCAGGAGCUGGAUUUGCCGUCUUUGCGAAUCGAGGAUGCGGUCGCCGCGGCGGGUAGCAUGGACGCGCGGGCGGCGAAGAAGAAGGACCGGGUACAAAGGGGCCCCGCCGCCAUGUCACACAUCAGCGGCGUGAAACGGCCGUUGACACACACUAACAGCUUCACCGGGGAACGCGUGCCGCUCCACGGGGUGGAAACGCCGCACGAGGAGGAGCUCGGCAAGUUGCUCUCGGACAUCGAUAAGUGGGGUAUCGACAUCUUCAGGAUAGGCGAGCUUAGUAACAAUCGGCCCCUCACCUGCGUGGCGUACACGGCCUUCCAGAGUCGAGAUCUGCUCAAAUCGCUGGCGAUACCGCCCAAGACCUUUGUUACCUUCAUGAUGACCCUAGAGGAUCAUUAUGUGAAGGAUAAUCCCUUCCACAAUAGCCUCCACGCAGCCGAUGUGACCCAAUCUACUCACACACUGCUCAACACGCCCGCACUCGAGUCCGUGUUCACACCGUUGGAGAUCACCGCUGCAUUAUUCGCGGCUUCCAUCCAUGAUGUAGAUCAUCCCGGACUUACCAAUCAGUUCCUCAUUAAUUCAAGCUCCGAGCUCGCGCUGAUGUACAAUGACGAGUCGGUGUUAGAGAAUCAUCACUUGGCAGUCGCGUUCAAGCUUCUGCAAAACGAGGGCUGCGACAUAUUCGUGAAUAUGACGAAGAAGCAGCGCCAGACGCUGCGAAAGAUGGUGAUCGACAUGGUCCUUUCGACGGACAUGUCGAAGCACAUGUCGCUACUGGCUGAUCUGAAGACCAUGGUGGAGACGAAGAAGGUCGCCGGUUCCGGUGUGCUGUUGCUCGACAAUUACACCGAUCGCAUCCAGGUACUGGAAAACCUGGUGCACUGCGCCGAUCUGUCCAACCCGACGAAACCGUUGCCUCUUUACCGACGAUGGGUAGGCUUGCUGAUGGAGGAGUUCUUCCUGCAAGGCGAUCGCGAGCGGGAACAAAAUAUGGACAUCAGUCCGAUGUGCGAUCGGCACAACGCCACCGUCGAGAAGACGCAGGUCGGCUUCAUCGACUUUAUCGUGCAUCCGCUCUGGGAGACUUGGGCAGAUCUGGUACAUCCGGACGCACAAGAAAUUCUGGAUACCCUCGAGGAGAAUCGCAGCUGGUAUCAGUCGAUGAUACCACCGUCACCGCCGUCCGAUGACCAGCAACAAUCAGCGGCAAACGAGAAUCAGCAACAGCAAGAUAGGAUACAUUUCCAAGUGACAUUGGAGGAGGGCGAUGAAACCGGCGAGGCGGUAGAGGGUGGCGAUUCUGGCGGCGGCAACGGCGGCGGUGGCGGCGAGUUCUCCAGCGAGGACCCGGGCGGUGAGACGGAGGAGAACGCCACGGAGGCUGGGAUGUGACGGAGGCUCGCCGGUAUUUGUAGGAAGCUCCAUGAGAAGGUACAACAGAGUUGGUGGCGAGUGCGUCAGUGACACUCGCACCUAGCCGCGCCUAGUCGCCGGUCCUUUUGUAUCGAUCUAUACCAUGUCGGCUGGACCACGAGGGAGGACGAUUGAGAUGACGGGAACCGUCUCGAUCGAGCGGCAAUAGAGAUAACGUUCCGACGACGACGGAACUAUUGUUCGCGAGAUGCGAAGACGCUACGGGAUCGCUGCGUUUCGGCUGGACCGAGACAAGCGGCGCGAGUGCCGAGAUGAGGACGUUUUGUCGUCGUUACCGUCGUCGUCGUCAUCGUUUCAGUUUCGUCUCCGCGUUUCGUCUCAUUGAAUUCUAUCAAGCCGGAGGGGUGAAUCUCUCUUCACAAAGUACCUGCGCAAAUGAAAGCGGCAACUGCAUGUUUGCUAUGUCGAGUGGGUGACAAAAUAUUUUUCUUUUUUUUCAUUUUACACACACGCACUCUUCGAAGAUGAUGACGAUUGGUGCACGAUGAUCGUUCACCGGUGUACCAGUUGCCAUCUUUUUCAAUGAAUACAACGUUAUAUCGCCGUCGAAGGCUGGAGGAAACCUCUCUUCCAGGACAUGCAGAAUCCUCAACAACAUAUCAACAGUGUACGAUAUAUUAUGGAUUCUGAUUGCGUAUUAGCGAUACUUCCGAGCAGAUCUCUGUCUUCUUCUUGGACAUUUUGAACGUCGCGCGGAAAUUAUCGGUACACGUUUGAAGAUUUGAGCCACGUUUGAGACUUAUAUUUGCGUACGACGGAAGUUUAUCAGUUUGUUUCUAAUUUUUGCGUUACAAUGUAAUGUCGCGUCGUAAGCUCAAUAACGCGUUGCAUUUUCGUGAACUAAUUUUUCGCGAAUGAUCGAAAUGGUCGUUUUCGCAUCAGUCGAUGUUCAAAACCACGUCCGCGACGUCGAUUGCGGAUCGAGAUUGAUUUAGCGCACGUUACUCGAAAUGCACGCUAUAUAUCGGGAAGGAAUAGUCAAAUGAAAUCGGGAAAACAAUUAAACGGAAAGGAUACUCAGUUGCAGUUAGGCACGUUCAUCCUUUUAGUUCUUCGACGGUUAUUCGGUAGUCACCUACUUAUCGGUAAUAGAAAAAGGAUACCUGUCUUUAAUCGUAAGAUUUUGUCAUGUUCGCUUCGUAGACGUAGACAAGUUCGUAAUUGAAUUGUUCGUAAAAAUGGAAAACGAGAAUUCAGAAGUAGCCGCGUGUCUAUAAAGGAGAUGCUAGGAGCAAACACGUAGAGUAUUACUCGCCGUCUGUAUGAAUUCGGCGAAAAGAGCGAGGGAGUGAUCCGCUUCUUUUUCCCAUAUUAUACGGUCGGCGGGGGAGUACCGAGCAGCAGAACGGGUGGAGUCGGAGGGGAGCAUUAAGAAUAAGGGUACAAUUAAUUUUAAUACACAACUAUGUCGAGAGCUGGCCUUUUAAAGUUUGUAUUAAAAUUAAUUACCAUAGCCGUGAGACGCUUUCUUGCGAUAUAUACAAUACACAUAUACAUACAACAUACGCACAACUUACACAUACACACAGACACACCAACACGCAUGUAUACAAACACAAUACGUACAACUACAUGCGAGCGGGGAUGUAUAUCGAUAGAUGUUUUUAACCAAAGAGUAAUAUAAGUGAUUGUUAAGUCGAUUGCCGAGCGUGCCGUUCACCAAUACGUCUUCUGACAAUGAAUAUUCCGGCGACAAUAGGUGUAUAACAUUUUGAAAUUUUAUUUGGAACAACAGAGAGA